GCCAUGUUGGUGAGAGAUGUUCCCAUUCCACCUCCUAAUCAAACUAUAAAGGACUCGGUGGACUCGUAUUUCCGAGCACUUCAUCCUGACACAUUCUACAAAGCAAUGGUUGUGACAGACAUCACCAAGGUUGAUAAAAUUUUCCAAGAGAUUGAAGGUCACAAACACAAAAUUGCUCAUGCUGAAGCUGUCUAUGCAGAAUCAAAAACAGCAAACAGACCUGAGGGCACGGGGCCUACUCAUAAGACGGGAUUCCGUGGCCUUAUCGGUAAAAAGGUCGACACGAUUGAGUAUUGUAAUGAACAGAUAAAGGAAUUGCUGCCCAAACUAGAGGAUGAACGGAAGAGCGCCCUCAGUGAGAAACAGCAACGGGCUGCCUUCGUCUUCUUCAAUAGUAGAGCUGCUGCGGCCUCAGCAUCUCAGACUCUCCAUGCCCAGAUGUUUGAUGAAUGGACUGUUACAGAAGCUCCUGAACCACGUGAGGUAAUAUGGGCCAAUCUUCCAAGGAAAAUAUAUGACAGGCACACCAGACAGACGGUGGUCUAUCUCAUUGUCUUCGUUACCGUUGCCUUCUACAUGAUUCCCAUCACUGCCAUCUCUGCCGUUACAACGCUUGAAAAACUGAGGGAGAAGCUGCCCUUUCUGAAGGUGGUUGUGGACCAGCCGUUUGUUAAGACGGUCUUACAGGCUUACCUGCCGCAGAUCGCGCUUAUUGUUUUCCUCGCCGUGCUGCCAACUCUUCUUGUGUUCCUUUCAAAGUCCGAAGGGAUUCCUUCACAGAGCCAUGUGGUGAGGGUGGCAUCGGGAAAAUAUUUCUACUUCAUCGUCUUCAAUGUCUUCAUUGGCUACGCAAUUGGUUCCUCAUUGUUCAGCGCUUUGGAAAAAGUUAUCAAGAACCCUACUGGGAUUUCUAUGACGCUUGCCACCAGGCUUCCCGGAACUGCAACUUUCUUCUUCACGUUCGUUGCACUCAGAUGCUUUGUUGGUUAUGGGCUUGAGCUCUCUCGUUUGGUCCCUCUCAUCAUUUUCCACCUGAAAAGGAAGUACAUAUGCAAGACAGAGGACGAGGUGAGAGCGGCAUGGGUUCCAGGAAACCUGAGGUAUAACACCAGGGUUCCCAACGACAUGCUCAUCGUGACAAUUGUGCUGUGCUACUCCGUCAUCACGCCUUUGAUUUUGCCAUUCGGUGUUGCUUACUUUGCUCUGGGUUGGCUUAUAGCAAAAAACCAGGUUUUGAGAGUUUAUGUUCCGAGUUAUGAGAGCAACGGGCGAAUGUGGCCACACAUGCACACAAGGAUCAUU
Molecule: messenger RNA, 1302 nt
Organism: Triticum dicoccoides
Lineage: Eukaryota; Viridiplantae; Streptophyta; Magnoliopsida; Poales; Poaceae
Product: CSC1-like protein ERD4
Exons: 4
Cellular component (GO): plasma membrane
Molecular function (GO): calcium-activated cation channel activity
Source: RefSeq, a predicted model, not a curated record